This is a messenger RNA of Grosmannia clavigera kw1407, 1779 nucleotides long. RefSeq names its product lmbr1 domain containing protein. Lineage: Eukaryota; Fungi; Ascomycota; Sordariomycetes; Ophiostomatales; Ophiostomataceae. Gene Ontology annotation, cellular component: vacuolar membrane. The record is from RefSeq and is a predicted model, not a curated record. The transcript has a single exon. Bases 1 to 1779 code for a protein of 592 amino acids. Gene Ontology annotation, biological process: protein localization to vacuole.
AUGGCCGGUCUCUUACGGACAAGCCUGAUCUGGGUCACCUACGCCGUGGCCGUCGGCCUGGCCCUGGUAGUGGCCACCAUCACCACCUUCACCUGGCAGGCGCCGCGCGACAGGUCUGCUGUCGUGAGCACGGUCGCUGUCGUCAGCAUAACUGCCCUCUUGGCGACUAUUUUCCUCCUUCCAGUCGACAUUGCCCUCGUCUCGUCCACCACGAACACCUCUCUCGGCGCAAAGAAGGACUGGGCCACGCCCGAGCAUGUAGAAGGCGUGCUCUUCACCCUCAAGGUCGUUUACUACUCGCUGUACAGCUUUGACGCGUUGCUGUGCCUCAUCGUCAUACCGUUCACGUAUUUCUGGUAUGAGGAGUACGACGAGCUCGACCGGCAGGAGGAUGCCCACCGCAGCUCGCGCAGCCGGAUCUGGGGCGCCCUCCGGUACACCAGCAUCUUUGUGGCGCUCGUCGCGGCCCUCCUCCUGGUUGGCUUCUUUGUGCCCGCUGCAGGCGGAAAGAAGGGCGACAGCCACGUUGAUUUCGACUACCUCCGGCGGCUUCUUGCCGAGAACAACGGGGAGAAGGCGCUCACGUUUGGCGUCGGCUUCCUGAUGACCAUCGGCACGCUCUUGUAUGUGCUCUAUACCGGUGCCGGCAUGGCGCUGUUGCCCAUCUCAUUCAUCAAGUCGGCCCCGUCGGUUUCGGCGCCCCAGCUGAGCCAGACGACCGCUUCGGCGCUGGAACAGAACCGCGAGCGGCAGCGACAGCUGGAUCUGCGCAAUUCCGACCGGUCCGGCGGGAUGUCGACCAAGGACCGGCGCGAGCUGGAGACGCUCAUGCGAGAAGAACGAACGUUGGUGCGCCGGGAGAGGCUUGCGGCAGAGGCUCGCGGCGAGGGCCACAGCAGGAUCUUCCGGACGUGGACGAAAUUGUGUGCCGUGUUCCGGCCGCUGACGCUGAUCGGCGGCAUGCUCCUCAUGCUACUGUCGCUCGUCGUGGCCGUUUCCAUGCUCAUCACAGGCAUCGACAAGGCGGCGAACUCGAUCUGCAAGCAGCGCUGCGGCUACAUCCUCGGCCAUAUUAACGUCUUCCAGCCGAUCAACUGGAUCUUCAUGCAGACAGCCCGAGUGUUUCCCGUCGACUAUGCCCUCUUGGCGCUGCUCAUCCUCUUCCUCUUCAGCAGCUCUGUCUCGGGACUCGCGGCUGUCGGGAUCCGCUUUCUCUGGGUGAGCAUCUUCCAGUUCCGCAAGGGCCGGACUGCGCCGCAGGCUAUCCUGAUGGCGACAGUGAUGCUGGCACUGAUCAUCCUGGCACUCAACUAUUCCGUUGCCAUGCUUGUGGCUCCGCAAUACGCCAGCUACGGGACGCAGACGUUCUGUCUCAACCCACCGGCGCAUCCCGGUGAGCAGCCCGACUGCAGAGACCAUCCAAACUGGAUCAAACCAUGUUCGGAGGCGUACACGGAAGCAGCAGCAAAGGACGUGUGCACGCCGACGGUCAUGUCGACCUUCAUCAACCGGGUGACGCUCAACUGGCCGGUGUUUGGAGCUGUGGAUUUCUGGGCGCAGUUUGCCUUCUUGGCUGUCUUCCUUAUUGUGUUCACAACAUCUCUAUUUAGGACGCCGAAGCUGGACGUGUCCAGGAUGGAUGAGGAUGCUGAGGCGGAUGAGGAAGAGGGUCUGCUGGCCAGCACGGGGCGCCGCUUUGGAGCCACAUGGCAGAACAUCACGGGCCAUGCCACGCAGAAUGGCGAGUCGGGUUACGGAACGGGAUCUGGGGCAAACUGA